UCCUCCUCCAGUUUUUGGUGGUUGUCAUCCAAAAUUAUAUAUUUCAUUCAUAUGAUGUCCAGCAUCGUUUGUUUAAUUUCGUGUUAGAUAGAGAUUUUUGGAGCUCAUUGUUUGGGCAUACACACGACGGAUGGUUGGAGUCAGCGCAUAUAACCAUUUGGUACCGACUAUUGAAGGAGAGACGGUUUGAGAGCGACCGACAUACAAUAAUGCCUCCAAAUUUUUUUGUUUCUCAUGCUUUGGAAGAAGGACAGGACUGGAGGGCGUUUAUGGCUGGUAUUGCUACGUACCCCAACUUCAUGGUUGCUUGGUGGGAUGUUGAUACGGUCUUAUUGCCGAUUCAUUCAUCCCCUAAUCAUUGGCUAUUUGGGGAACUACGAUUAGCGUCAAUGGAAGUGCAUAUUUAUGACAGUCUUGGUAGAGGGGCUUAUGAAAAAUUCAAAUCUGAAGGAAUCUUUUCCAAAUUUGAACGUCGGGUGGCAAAUUAUUUGGACAAGAUUAAGUAUUGGGCCCGGAGGAACAUCCCAAGGAUUCCAUUGAAUAUGCAAUUCAUUUAUGAAGAAAAUGUUCCCCAACAAAGUAGUCAUUUGGGAGAUUGCGGUGUUUUUGUUUGUAUGUUUAUGGAGCAAUUGGUUUCAGGUCAACCAAUACGUGUUCUUAUUGACCCAAAGAACGCAGCUUUAGAGUUCCGUCUACGGAUGGCAAAAAUUACUUGGGGGUCUAGUCUUGGUCGUAUGUAG
Messenger RNA from Lactuca sativa (garden lettuce), 740 nucleotides. Lineage: Eukaryota; Viridiplantae; Streptophyta; Magnoliopsida; Asterales; Asteraceae. The record is from RefSeq and is a predicted model, not a curated record.